Molecule: messenger RNA, 3836 nt
Organism: Chondrus crispus (carragheen)
Lineage: Eukaryota; Rhodophyta; Florideophyceae; Gigartinales; Gigartinaceae
Exons: 5
Coding region: 1-2574 (857 amino acids)
Biological process (GO): N-terminal peptidyl-methionine acetylation
Cellular component (GO): cytoplasm
Molecular function (GO): protein-N-terminal amino-acid acetyltransferase activity; protein binding
Source: RefSeq, a predicted model, not a curated record
AUGAGUCCGAAUCCAGCUGGCUCGACCGCUCUCCCCCCGAAGGAGGCCAACCUCUUCAAGGCCGUCGUCCGUCUUUACGAAACCAAGCAGCUCAAGAAGGCCCUCAAGUCUGCGGAUUCAAUUCUCAAGCGCUUCCCACACCAUGGCGAGACCCUCGCCAUGAAGGGUCUGACCCUCAACGCCCUCGACAAGAAACCAGAAGCCACUGAUCUUGUCCGUCGCGGUCUGCGCAUGGACAUGCGCUCCCAUAUAUGCUGGCAUGUGUACGGACUGCUCUACCGCUCCGACCGCGACUAUCGCGAGGCUGCAAAGGCCUAUCUGAACGCACUCAAGUUCGACAAGGAUAAUCAGCAGAUUCUUCGUGAUCUCGCCCUUUUGCAAAUUCAAAUUCGCGAUUAUGAGGGUCUUGAGGAUACAAGGAGGACUCUGCUCACUGUCAGACCGAGCCAGAGACAUAACUGGAUCGGCUUUGCACUAUCAUUUCAUCUUCUCGAUAAUUAUUCCAUGGCUGUCUCCGUCUUGGAUACCUAUCGCGAAACGCUUAAGCAGAGCAAUGACCCUGAAGAUAGAUACGAAGCCUCUGAGCUGCUUUUGUACAAAGCAUUCGUUCUCGAGGAGAGCGGCGAGCACGCCGCUGCGCUUCAACAUAUUGCAGACUGCGGCCCGAAGCUCGUCGAUAAGCUUGCACUGCGCGAAACAAAGGCGAGAAUACUCGGUGCUCUAGGUCGCUUCGAUGAAGCCGCUGAGGAACUCGUCGCCCUGCUCAGAAUUAAUCCGGACAAUCGUAUUUAUCAGAGAGGAUUGCAGAGUUUCAGAAUUUGUUCAGCGAAUGAAAAACAGCCUAAGGAGCCCAAUGGAGUCAUGUCGUAUGAGCGGCCGCUAAGCGAGCAGUUUCCGAGAAGUCGCACCGCUCAACGAAUUGCUCUUGAUAUAUUGCCGUCCGCCGAACACCCAGAGUUUAUCCCGAGAGUCGAUGCAUACGUGCGCAAGUUUUUGAGAAAAGGAGUAUCGUCGCUGUUUUCGGAUAUGCGACCAUUAUAUAGCAAUCCAACCAAGGCAGCGGCCCUCGGCAAGUUAUUUGAGAAUUUCCGACAGUCUCUUGAAAAGGGUGACCAUUCUACGGCCUCCAAGCAGAAUGGAAGUGACGGAAAUGCCCCCACCCCAGUUUUGUUGUGGGUACUUCACUUUCUGGCGCAGCACUACGAUUGCCUUAGACAAUAUGAUCGCGCCUUGGAUACCAUCGAAAAGGCCAUUGAGCUCAGCCCUGCCACAGUUGAAUGCUAUCUGGUUAAAGCGAAAAUUCUUAAACACUGUGGAGAUCCCAAAAAAGCGGUGGAUGUGUGUGAUGAAGCCAGAAAGUUGGAUCUCGCCGAUCGAUAUCUCAACACAAAGUGCUCAGAGUACGCGCUGCAAGCAAACAUGGUGCCCGAAGCCGAGGCGUGGGUGGCACUAUUCACCAGGGAUGCAGAUUCAGGAGGUAUACAGGCUUUGUACGACAUGCAAUGCAUGUGGUUUGAACUGGGCGCAGCAGAGUCGUACCUAAGACGAGGGCAACUGUCUCAAGCUCUGAAACACUUCACAGCCGUCGAGCGCCACUUUGCAGAUAUGGUAGAAGACCAGUUCGAUUUCCAUUCGUACUGCAUACGCAAAGUAACGCUGCGAGCGUACGUGCGCCUGCUGCGGUUUGAAGACCAUAUUCGCAAUCAUCCGUACUAUUCCCGGGCGGCCUCUGGUAUUGCGCAAUGUCUGCUUCGCCUCUAUGAUUUGCCGGAGCGUGAGCGGAAUAUGUUAACGGGCGAGCAUGCUGACAUAGAAGGCUUUGCAGAGAUGACAGACGCGCAGCGGAAAAAGGCUAUUUCUAAACGUAAGAAACAGCUUGCGCGUCAAAGACAGACUCAACACGGGACGUCAGGAAGCAAGGGAUCUGGGAAACAUCCCACCAAUCCGGGGAGACCAACUGCAAACGGGUCAGAUCCGAUUUUGGAGGAGGCGACGAGAAUCGUUCGGGAGCUUGAGCGAAAUUUGAGCGACCGAUUACAAACUCAGGUUAUCUCUUUUGAGCUUGCAAUUCGAAAACGGAAGUACCUACAGGCGCUCCGUGCCGUCAGAAGAGCGCAGCGAAUGUAUCCGGAAGAUGCGAAAACUCUAGAAAUUUCGGUGAAGCUUGCUCAUGAGAUAGCGAAGAGCAAUGCUCGAGAGUCAUUCUCUGAAGUUGUGAAGAGCGUAUACGACUGCGAGGGUGACAUUCUGGGGGGCAAAAAACCAACAGAGUUCAUCGAAAAUUAUGUGCAAAAGAACAGGUCGUAUGCCGAAAGGCGAGUAGGGGCUGCGCGCUGCAAACUGUGGCUAGCUAAGAAUGGAGAAAAGGGCGUGGGGUCACUAGAGGAGAUUUGCAAGUCCCUGACAAAAGCCAUCGACGAAUGCGAGGUUGACGGGGCACUUGUGAACUUUUUGAGUGCAGACUUUAUGCGAGACUUGCUGAUCGAACUGAAACGAUCCGGCAUCGAUGCUAAGUGGUUCUCUCUUGUGGUUGAGAGCUGUCGUGCAAAAUAUCCCAGAUCUAGUUGGUUUUGAUCGCGAAGACGCUUUGAUGAUGAGUUUGUGUGGGAUAUAUGGGGGACAAAUAGCAUGAGCCAGGCUGAAGCGGCUGAUACAAGCUUUGGGAAGGUAGUGAACUGAGUUUUUAAAUUUCCGGAGCGAAGGGUGCUGUCGCUUCCUCUGGCGGUCAAGGUAGCCUUUUGUGUAUUAAUUGGAUUGUCGUCUGCGAAGAAGAAGCUGACUUCUGAUCCGUUGGAGCCACGCGGAUCAGCGUAUUUAUUUUGGUUGAAUGCGGAGAACUAGAAAAUGAGGGUGCCCUCGGCCAAGUAAAACAGAGAAGUGAAGGGCCUUUGCGCUGCAGGAGGGUUCUGGUUAAAGGAGGCCGAGGACGUCAACAAUGGAAUUGGCAAGGCUAACCCUUCCAUGCAGGUCUUACGAUGACAUCCGCAAGAUGCUCCGCGAACUCCUCCCCUUGAUUCCCCUUCCAUUGGUUGACACUGUCUACAGAACGUCACGAGCGACAGAGCAUGGAUGGCUUAUUCACGCAUUUUAAUUCCCGUUAAAGCAUGGGAGCUUGAAGCGGAAUGGCACCGGAGUCUCAUCGAACAGUCACUUGCAAAAUCGAGACUGGAUGUGGAGUAGCCGCUGGCUGUACCAAUCAUGUACGUCAUGGAAACAUUAAUACUUCAUGCAACCUGUUUGUAGGAGUGUAGACGUUGCGCACGGAACCCCACCGUAGGUACUGCAUUGCAUUCGUUGGAGUGUGGUGAUCUGGCGUGAGGGUUGUCGGUCGAGGCUGAGAUGCGGGCGAGAAUAUCUCCACAUCUCGAACCUUGUGACGCAUUGGCGGGAGCAACGACGCUCUAUAUUUUUUUGUCAGAUUGCAUGUCGAAGGGAACAUAGAUGCUCUCUAUUAUUAGGAUUGCCUUUUGUCAGUACUUGUACAGGCUGCCGAUCUCCGCCUCGACUCAAGAGACAUAAUGCUGUGCUAUCUUCAUGAAGAGUACGUGCCCCGUUGGGCUACGGUCCAGUCGCUGUAGGAUGGACCGAAGACUCUUUGUCACUGUACGAUUGUCGGAUGGGCCCUCGAGGCGUGAUUGGAUAUGUCCAUGGUAUGAGGCUAUCGAGGGCCUAUGAUAGAGCAGUGGUGAGGAGAGUUGACCUCUCCAAGCGCAAGCAAAAGAUUCGGCACAAGCCGGGUGGAUGCUCCUCCUCCCACCAUUGUUUAUUGCGGAGCACUAUCCUUUAAGUAUGCGGAUUACACGACCGUUCCGUAGAGUAAAUGCAAGGACACAUAU